Molecule: messenger RNA, 1819 nt
Organism: Podarcis muralis (Common wall lizard)
Lineage: Eukaryota; Metazoa; Chordata; Lepidosauria; Squamata; Lacertidae
Gene: TMEM11
Product: transmembrane protein 11
Biological process (GO): inner mitochondrial membrane organization
Cellular component (GO): mitochondrial inner membrane
Source: RefSeq, a predicted model, not a curated record
UGAAGGCAUGGGGCCUACUUUUUAGCUACAUCACGCUGUCAGCUUCUUAGGGCUUCUCCCCUUCCCAGCUUUACAGGGGUAGUAGAGCACUUACUGCGCAUGCAGAAGAUCCCAGAAUCAAUACCCAGCAUCUCCAGGUACGAGUUGGGGAAGACUCUUGUCUGUAAUCCUGGGGAGAUGCUGCCAGUUAGACAGUACUGAACUAGAUUGAUAAACAGUCUGACUUUGUAUAAAACAGAUUGCUCAUUAGGGGCAGGUAACCACUGACAACUUCAACCAGCUGCUGUUUCUCCAUCUCAUCCCUCACCCUCAUCAUGAUCUGGGGAUAAUAGACUACAUCAGUUAGAGUAGUAAUGGUUUAUUUAGAUCAGGCAUUGGUCCACAUUCCCUCAAUGGGCACCUUUCCAGGGAAUCACAUGCCACAGGAAGAGGCAAAAGUCGGCUGAGGAUGGAUGGAACUUUCUCCAUUGUAUAGCAGGCUUCAUUCCAGUCAGGUUUCUACAUACACUUCCCUCUCCAUUCAGGGAAGCAAGGGCAUUAGCACAGUUCAAGGGCGCAUUCCAGCCAAGCAGGAGCAUUCAAGAAAGUGCUGAGCAAGGCUAGGGAGGGGACGCAGCCUGGAAGAACCAAUACAGGGGCCUGAGGUUCCCCACCUUUGGAUUACGUAGUGCCAUCGGCAUAUCUGGUACAGUAUUCAGCCAAAAUAUAUAUUCAGGCAGUGAGAGUGCCGUCGCAUAUAUAGCCAGAGCGGUACCAUCCACAAGGCAGAGGGAGGUGUCAGCAGGCUCGGAGGAACCUUGAGGCUGCUGGUUUUCAUUGGCACAACUUUUAUUAUUUUUAUGACCUGUGUUUCAACUUUAUGUCGUAAGCUGCUUUGAGCAUAUUUGAUGGAAAGGGUCACCUUGUCUGCCACGGACUGUUACAUUGUUCACGAAAUCUACAACGGCGAGAAUGCUCAGGACCAGUUUGAAUACGAGCUGGAACAGGCCUUAGAGGCUCAGUACAAAUACAUUGUGAUUGAGCCCACGCGCAUUGGGGACGAGACGGCCCGCUGGAUCACUGUUGGGAACUGCCUGCACAAGACGGCCGUGCUGGCGGGCACAGCCUGCCUCUUCACCCCCCUGGCUGUUCCCGUAGAUUAUUCCCAUUACAUCUCUUUGCCUGCUGGCGUCCUCAGCAUAGCCUGCUGCACCCUCUAUGGGAUCUCUUGGCAAUUCGACCCCUGCUGCAAGUACCAAGUGGAGUAUAAUGCCUAUAAACUCUCUCGCCUGCCCCUGCAUACACUCACCUCCUCCACUCCCGUGGUUCUGGUGAGGAAGGACGACCUGCACAGAAAGAGACUGCAGAACACGAUAGCACUCGCUGCCCUGGUGUACUGUGUAAAGAAGAUUUAUGAACUUUACGCCGUAUGAUUGCGGCAGAGGAAGGAGAAAUCCGCAAAGACAAAAAAAAAAAAAAAAGUGUAUUAAGACUCCCACAGUGACAUUCAACUUUUCUUCUUGAAGUGGUGCCUGGGAAGCAGUUUGGUUUAUCCAUAUAUUAUUAUUAUUUUGUUAUUUUUAGAACAAAAAUAACAUGUCACUGGGUGCAUCAAGGGAAUUUUCAGUUUUCUUACACCUCAGACAUGGAUCUGCCGUGAAAAGGAACACUGUGGGAGCUGAAGUCAAUAAUGGAAUGUCAAUGAACGGAAAGAUACCUAAGAGGGAGUGUGGGUUUUUUGUUUCCCCCCCAAGAAACCUUUAAGUAUAUUGUUUAAUUGUAUUCUACAGAACCAGCUCAAAGUUAUCACUGACCAUUCAUUAAAGGAUGAGAAUUUCAA